Aspergillus melleus is the source of this 963-nucleotide messenger RNA. Its product is annotated as terpene synthase family protein. The coding region runs from base 1 to 963 and encodes 320 amino acids. The record is from RefSeq and is a predicted model, not a curated record. The transcript has 4 exons. Lineage: Eukaryota; Fungi; Ascomycota; Eurotiomycetes; Eurotiales; Aspergillaceae.
AUGGAGCCCUUCCCCGUAGAGACCACUCUUGCCGUUGAUCCUAUUCUUUAUAAAAGGGACGAGCAGUUUCUGUCUCAAUUUAAACCACGAAUAUACAAGGAUCCCAAAACCUGCGAUGAUGCUUGUAUUCAGGCCCAACUCGACCUUCUGGGGGCAGAGCAUCAAGGCGAGGUCAUUAAAUCUCUUCACUUGACCGUAGGCUGCCUGCCCGCGCUCGCAUUUUCGUUUUGCAAGCCGGAUCGCAUGCCUCUAUUAUCCUACCUCGUGGAGGUCAGCCUCCUACAGGACGAUCUUGGGAACUUGGAUCCAACAGAGAACUGGAAGGUUGCCGAUGCUAGGAUCCAAACGCGCCAUAACACCCAGUACGAGACCAUCUCCGAGUAUAUGAGGGAUCGAUCUGAAGAUUUCGGUUGGAAGUUCGUCACAGCUCUGGUGCAGUUCGCAACACAAAUCGAAUUGACUAGCGAGGAGGAUGCCACGCUCGCCCCUAUUCACUCCACUCUCUGCGCUGCGUUAAGUCUCUACAAUGACUACUAUUCCUGGGAGAAGGAGUAUGAAGCCUUCACCCGGUCCAACGGACAAGUUGCCUGCCUGAACGGAGUAUAUGUCUACAUGAACUCGGAAGCAAUUUCGGCGAAAGCGGCUCUACAGGCCACAGCGAAGAAGGCGAUAGAACUAGAGAAUGAGUAUCGCGGCUUGCGGGACACCUUGGGGAGCUGUUCCCCGUCUGUUGUUUGUUGGCUUGAUGCACUAGAAGCUCUCACAGCCGGGACGAUGCUCUGGAGCAUCUCCUGUCCACGGUAUCUUGGUUUCGACGGUGAGGGGAACCUUUAUCGGUCAUACUACAAAGAUAGAUUAGAAGCCGGCGUUCGGUUCUCUGACGAUGACGCUGGGUCGGCUUCUGCAGUUUCGACGGAUCACUUAGGAGAUUCCUUGGGAGGAUUCGGGGAUUCUUCAUCUUAA